CAACACAUCACCACGCCGCAUGCCACUCUCACACACAGAUGCUUCUCCGUCAUGUUCUCUGGGAAAUUUCCCCCCGAUUAGGAAAAGGACGGUAACACGGUUCUGCCUCGGAAGGAGAGUUUUUACCAUUGCAGCACAAAGAACAGCGGAGCGCGCUUUCACAUCGUUGCAACUCCACUCACUUGACCAGCUCUAUACUUCAGCACCACGGAGAGCGGUACACCCUUUGCUGCCACCCAUGGGGAGCCAGCUUCCCGCGACUCAGCACCGGAUUCCGGUCAUCUAGAGGAGGAACAAGCCUGCGUAUUAUACCCUCAAUGUUGGGGAGCAGCACCUUCAAAAACAUGCAGCGCCGGCACACAACGCUGAGGGAGAAGGGCCGUCGCCAGGCCAUCCGGGGUCCUGCCUACAUGUUCAACGAGAAGGGCACCAGCCUGACGGCCGAGGAGGAACGCUUCCUGGACUCAGCUGAGUAUGGCAACAUCCCGGUGGUCCGGAAAAUGCUGGAGGAGUCCAAGACCCUCAACUUCAACUGCGUGGACUACAUGGGGCAGAACGCGCUACAGCUGGCCGUGGGCAACGAGCACCUAGAGGUCACGGAGCUGCUGCUAAAGAAGGAGAACCUGGCACGGGUCGGGGACGCGCUGCUGCUGGCCAUCAGCAAGGGCUACGUGCGCAUCGUGGAGGCCAUCCUCAACCACCCGGCCUUCGCGCAGGGCCAGCGCCUGACGCUCAGCCCGCUGGAACAGGAGCUGCGUGACGACGACUUCUAUGCCUACGACGAGGACGGCACGCGCUUCUCCCACGACAUCACGCCCAUCAUCCUGGCGGCGCACUGCCAGGAGUAUGAGAUCGUGCACAUCCUGCUGCUCAAGGGUGCCCGUAUCGAGAGGCCCCAUGACUACUUCUGCAAGUGCACUGAGUGCGCCGAGAAACAGCGGAAAGACUCCUUCAGCCACUCGCGCUCGCGCAUGAACGCCUACAAAGGACUGGCGAGUGCCGCCUACUUGUCCCUGUCCAGCGAAGACCCUGUCCUCACCGCCCUGGAGCUCAGCAAUGAGUUAGCCAGACUAGCCAACAUCGAGACUGAAUUCAAGAACGAUUACAGGAAGUUAUCUAUGCAAUGCAAGGAUUUUGUAGUGGGCGUGCUGGACUUGUGCCGAGACACAGAAGAGGUGGAAGCGAUUUUAAAUGGUGAUGUGAACUUCCAAGUCUGGUCCGACCACCACCGUCCAAGUCUGAGCCGGAUCAAACUCGCCAUUAAAUAUGAAGUCAAGAAGUUCGUUGCUCAUCCUAACUGUCAGCAGCAAUUGCUUACCAUGUGGUAUGAAAAUCUCUCAGGCUUACGUCAACAGUCUAUCGCUGUGAAAUUCCUGGCUGUCUUUGGAGUCUCCAUAGGCCUCCCUUUUCUCGCCAUAGCCUAUUGGAUUGCUCCGUGCAGCAAGCUAGGACGAACCCUGAGGAGCCCUUUCAUGAAGUUUGUAGCUCAUGCAGUUUCUUUUACAAUCUUCUUGGGAUUAUUAGUUGUGAAUGCAUCUGACCGAUUUGAAGGUGUUAAAACCCUGCCAAAUGAAACCUUCACAGACUACCCAAAACAAAUCUUCAGAGUGAAAACCACACAGUUCUCCUGGACAGAAAUGCUCAUUAUGAAGUGGGUCUUAGGAAUGAUUUGGUCCGAAUGCAAGGAAAUCUGGGAGGAGGGGCCGCGGGAGUACGUGCUGCACCUGUGGAACCUGCUAGAUUUCGGGAUGCUGUCCAUCUUCGUGGCCUCCUUCACAGCACGCUUCAUGGCCUUCCUAAAGGCCAGCGAGGCACAGCUGUACGUGGACCGCCACGUGCAGGACGACACGCUGCACAAUGUUUCACUUCCGCCGGAAGUGGCGUACUUCACGUACGCCAGGGACAAGUGGUGGCCUUCAGACCCUCAGAUCAUAUCAGAAGGGCUCUAUGCGAUAGCCGUCGUGCUGAGCUUCUCUCGCAUUGCAUAUAUCCUGCCAGCCAACGAGAGUUUUGGGCCCCUGCAGAUCUCCCUAGGGAGAACUGUGAAAGAUAUCUUCAAGUUCAUGGUCAUUUUCAUCAUGGUAUUUGUGGCCUUCAUGAUUGGGAUGUUCAACCUGUACUCUUACUACCGAGGUGCCAAAUACAACCCAGCGUUUACAACGGUUGAAGAAAGUUUUAAAACUUUAUUUUGGUCCAUAUUCGGCUUAUCUGAAGUAAUCUCAGUGGUGCUGAAAUACGACCACAAAUUCAUCGAGAACAUCGGCUACGUUCUCUACGGCGUUUAUAACGUCACCAUGGUGGUAGUGUUGCUCAACAUGCUAAUAGCCAUGAUCAACAACUCCUAUCAGGAAAUUGAGGAGGAUGCAGAUGUGGAAUGGAAAUUCGCCCGAGCAAAACUCUGGCUGUCUUACUUUGAUGAAGGAAGAACUCUACCUGCUCCUUUUAAUCUAGUGCCAAGUCCUAAAUCAUUUUAUUAUCUCAUAAUGAGAAUCAAGAUGUGCCUCAUAAAACUCUGCAAAUCUAAGGCCAAAAGCUGUGAAAAUGACCUUGAAAUGGGCAUGCUGAAUUCCAAAUUCAAGAAGACUCGCUACCAGGCUGGCAUGAGGAAUUCUGAAAACCUGACAGCAAAUAACACUUUCAGCAAGCCCACCAGAUACCAGGUGACCACAUUGCUUCCCUCUGGAUCCUACCUCAUUGGCCAUCAUCAACAUACAAAAAUCAUGAAACGGCUCAUAAAAAGAUAUGUCCUGAAAGCCCAGGUGGACAGAGAAAACGACGAAGUCAAUGAAGGCGAGCUGAAGGAAAUCAAGCAAGACAUCUCCAGCCUGCGCUACGAGCUUCUUGAGGAAAAGUCUCAAGCUACCGGUGAGCUGGCAGACCUGAUUCAACAACUCAGCGAGAAGUUUGGAAAGAACUUAAACAAAGACCACCUGAGGGUGAACAAGGGCAAAGACAUUUAGCAGCCCACAUCGGCAUCUGUGACUUCUACCAGCAUUCCAAGGCCAGGGUGGAUGCCCUGGCCCCCAUCCCUGGUGGGGAGGGGGCCCCAGCCCACUCCUCUAGGACAUGAAGGGGAUCUCCUGGCUCAGUCUCUUGCAGCAUGACUGACAUCUCCAGCCCGCUGGCCUGCCUAGACCCAGAACUGCUGUGAAUCUAGGCGGUUGGGUAAGAAAAGCUAUCACGGGAGGAGGGGAGGAACAGUUCCCUGACGAGUGUGAGACCUUUGGUCCAGCCACAGUGAAACCCAUCCCUGUGGCCAAAGCAGGAAAAGGCCAUCUUGGGUGCACACCUGUGCCCUCCCACUGCAGGUGGGACUGCAGCUCUGGCUGUGUCCUGGGAAGACAAACACCUCAACCCACAAACUCCUUCUCACUCCCUCCCCGCCACUCCCCAACACAUCCAAACAGAACCGGGAGGUGACCUGUGAUCUAUUCUUAAGUGCCAGAUGAGAACACAGCCUAAUAGCAAAAUAGUUCUAUUUGUUUAUUAAAAAAAAAAAAAAAGAGAGAGUUUAAAAAUCCUAAAUCGAAAACUGUACUGUAGGUAGCACUGUUUAGAAA
This is a messenger RNA of Cercocebus atys (sooty mangabey), 3560 nucleotides long. It is a transcript of the gene TRPC7, whose product is annotated as transient receptor potential cation channel, subfamily C, member 7. Lineage: Eukaryota; Metazoa; Chordata; Mammalia; Primates; Cercopithecidae. The record is from RefSeq and is a predicted model, not a curated record. The transcript has 13 exons. The coding region runs from base 318 to 2960 and encodes 880 amino acids. Gene Ontology annotation, biological process: manganese ion transport; calcium ion transmembrane transport; regulation of cytosolic calcium ion concentration. Gene Ontology annotation, molecular function: inositol 1,4,5 trisphosphate binding; store-operated calcium channel activity; protein binding. Gene Ontology annotation, cellular component: membrane; cation channel complex.